ACAAUUUGUAACAAAGAAAGUCAGAAAAUGCGCAUCUCUUGAAAAUCCGUUCUUAUAUCCCACAUCCUGCAUUGCACGUCUAUUCACUAAAAUUGCGUGUUAUGUGGCCAACAUUCCAGCAAGCGCUAAUCGAAACAUUGCAAACUCAUCUCCGAUUUAUAUUAACUCUCCAUCUACAUACAGGGUCGUUUUUGACCAGUAAUUUUAAAUAAUUUUUCAUUUCUUCCAUAUUUCCGUAUAAGCUUUGCUUUACUUAAAAAAAUUAAGGUCUCAUUUUUAUUUUAGGGAUCAAAAAAUUAUUGACUAUUUUUUGUAAUUUUGCUGUUUUCGAUGUGUAGACUCCGAAAAUGCAUAUUUUAAAGUGAAAAAUUCAUUGGUUCAAAAGUUAUAAGCGCGAUUAUAUAAACAAGUCUGAAAACAUCUAACAUAUAACAUGUAGUAAUAGAAAUUAUUGAAUGAUAUUCUAGAAACUUGGAAAAGUAUUUAAAAAUUUGUUUGGGUCUUUUUUAAACACAAAAAUCUGAAAAAAUAAGAAAAAAAAAUAAGAAUAAGAAUAUUAUGAAAGUUAGCGUAACAUUGGUGUAACAUUGAUAAUAAAUUGAAUUUAAAUUUGCGUAGCAGAAGGGAUAAAAUAUUUGCAAAUUAGAAACGUAAAAGUUUAUAUAAAAAUAAAAGCUUAUUAAAUAUUUAACGCCUAAAAAGAAUAAAAUCAUUAUUAUGGUAGCCCACGUUAUGUGUUUAACCUCUACUGGAGGAAUUCCUUUAUUUUCUCGCCAGAAAGGGGAAGGAGAUACGAUGACAUUUUCUAAAAUAGCAUCUCUAUAUGGGAUACAUAUGUUUCUCAAAUCACAAAACAUUAAACUUUUGAAUACAAAUUUACCCGAUACUACGAUAAUGUGGAAAGAAUUUGAACAAAGUAUUACAUUAAUAGUUAUUGCAAGUGGAACUACCAAAUCUGUAUUGGAUAAAUUCUUAAAUGCAGUUUUUGGUGCAAUGAUCUUGUUUGUUGGUAUCGAGGAAUUAAAAAAUACCAAAAACAUAGAAAAGCUGAAGAAAGAUAUGCGUUUGUGCAGCCCAAUUGUUGAUAGUUUAUUGCAAUGUCUUGAUGUUGGCGAUGGAAUUUGUUCAAAAACUGAUAUUAUCAAUAUGACAGAAUGUAUAAUGUGCCAAGAAAAUAAUUUGUUUCAGACAUGCUUAGAGGGUUAUAUGGAAUGUUUGGAUUCUAUAUAUGGAUGCAUCUUAGUACAUGGAUGUUUAGCAGUAGCUACAGAAGGAUGGUGGAAUUUAAGUCCCAUUGAAAGAAAAUUAUUAAUAACAGCUGUUAAUACAGAAGAUACUUAUAGCACGCGAGACAUUCCAGUAUUUUUACCUUAUAAAAGUCCAAAUGUAGCUUUUAGAUUAGUAUCCAUUACGUUGAUCAAUCAAGUCGAAGUAUUAGCCUUAUGUGGACCCAAUCCGAGUUUAUCAGAGAUUGAACGAUUUGCUAUACAAUGUUGGAAAAAUAGUAUUGAUGCUUUACACAAUGCAGAACAAUGUUAUCCGCGUAACUUACCUACAUCUGUAAAUUUGGAUUCAGAGACACUUGGAUUUCUGUUAGCAAAUUAUAAGGUGCAAAAGUUUAUACUUGGUAAGAAUAUGCAGUAUGCAAAAAAUAGAGUCAGUGGUUCACACAGAUUGGACAUAUUAAGAACAUUUUAUCAUCAAGCUGUAGAGACAUAUAUAUUAUCUUCAGAAUCUGAAUGUGAUACAACAGAUGAUAAUUGGAAAUUUGUUGGUGUAAAAGAAACUUAUCUAUGUUCAGAGUACCAUAAAUGUUAUGCAGUUAAACAUGGAGAUCAUAUACUUUGCAUUUUAUGUGCCUCCACAGUUCCUACUCAUACAGUAAGAUUGGUUUGUCAAAAAAUAUUGAAAACAUUGCUCAUUGAUAAACAAGGCUGCUGGUAAAAAUUUAACACAUUGAUCUCUUUUUGCAAUAUCAUCCCAUUUUACUUCUAUUGUAAAAUUUACAUUAACCCACCUUAUAUAUGUCCUGAUACUAUGUUUUUAUUAGGUAUAAGGAAUAUAUAUUGUGAACAUAAAAAAUAUAUAAUAAUCAUUUGUAAAUUAGGAUUUAUGUAAAAUUAAACAUAUUUCAUUAAAUGUUAAAUCAUUUUA
Molecule: messenger RNA, 2154 nt
Organism: Bombus huntii
Lineage: Eukaryota; Metazoa; Arthropoda; Insecta; Hymenoptera; Apidae
Gene: fy
Product: protein fuzzy homolog
Exons: 5
Coding region: 718-1944 (408 amino acids)
Biological process (GO): non-motile cilium assembly; vesicle-mediated transport
Source: RefSeq, a predicted model, not a curated record